This is a messenger RNA of Pantherophis guttatus, 786 nucleotides long. The record is from RefSeq and is a predicted model, not a curated record. NCBI's taxonomy places the organism in Eukaryota, Metazoa, Chordata, Lepidosauria, Squamata, Colubridae.
AUGGAAGAGAAGGAAGGAGCUAUCGGGGGCCUGGGGGCUAAAGGAAGUACCGACCCCUUGCUUUCUUCCCCUGAAGAAAUGGAACAGGCCAUGAAGGCUGCAGAGGAAGCUUUCCGGCUCGGGGCUCAGCCCAAGGCAUCAGAGUCCUGGAAGAGUUGCCAAUCCCACCCAGCUUCAGGAGGGGAUUUGAAGUCGCCGCAUGAGAGUGACUGGAGGAUGGGGGCAACAUGGAGCCAGUCCUUGUCUGGACUUCCUGAAUGCUUUGAAUGGAUGGAAGUGGGGAAUUACGCACCCACUUCAAAACCCCUUGAGCCUGUGUUAGCAUUACCUCCUGUGGAGAGCAUACCGCCCGGAUGGGCUUUUUACCCAGGCCAGGGAUGGAUCCAGUGCCAGUGGUAUCCUGCGCCGUUUGUCCCAAGCUGCCAGGGAUCCCCCUGGCCCCCUUCCUAUGCCUCAACGAUCUUGGCACCACGGGGGGCUGGGGCUAAUCCAGCAGCCGGCUGGAAUGCUUUCCCUCCAGCACAGCAAGCAGCUGAGCAGCCAGGCCCCCUCCCCCAACAACCGACACCGUUGCCCGCCCCACCUCCAACCCAGCUACCUUCACACCAACCUGUUGGAAUGCAGCAACCAGGGGCACCACAGGGGGGACUAAUCCAACAGCCGGCUGCACUGCCUCCCCUCCAGCGCAGCGAGCAACUCAGCAACCAGCCCCCCUCCCCCAACCACCCGCAGCUGACGCCCUCCCCCUGUGAGGCCAACACCACCCCACUUCAGAGCAACUUUUGA